Messenger RNA from Cooperia oncophora, 321 nucleotides. The record is from the annotation of a GenBank genome assembly. Lineage: Eukaryota; Metazoa; Nematoda; Chromadorea; Rhabditida; Trichostrongylidae.
AUGGCGCAUACUAAUGCGCAAUAUCACUUCCUCGGCAGUGUUUUCUUCAACAUGGAAAUUGAGAUUAUUCAUGAAGUUCGCUCGGUGUCGACGUUUCUGGCUGGAGACGAGAAUGUGGAUUCACGAAAUAUUGGCACGGAACAUUGGCCAUUGAAGUUGAAUGUUCAGUUCUAUGAAAUCUCACCGGACAAUUUUUACACGAAGGCGUGUAUAUUGACGGAGCGAACAGGGCAGGUUACUUGCUUCUUGAAUUCUACCUACAAUAAAGCAGAACUCACGGAUGGCUGUGAUUUGGGUCGAUUAGGAAGUGAGUGGUUUUAA